UUACACAGGGCAUCUUGAAGUAUCAGGAACAGCAAGACGGUCGAUCAAGCAAAUCGUUGGCUGUGGGAUAGAUUUUACAAGAUAUCCACGUUUGGGAAUUACCAGAUCGGCAUCCAUUCGUUAGUCGCAGCAAGUCAAGAUACAGCCUCAGGUUCGCGGCCAAAUGGAACGAGCUUGCUCUUGGUCUCCAAAUCUCGCCAUGGCCGCUCAACCAACACAAACGUUCUUUAAGUCAGAACCCGGCAAAGGGGACGACUCACCCGCUAACGUUAGCAACAACGAAGCCCUCGACCUCGUCAAGAUCGGCGUGCCCUCGGUAGUCGGCGGGCUGAUGCUGUUCGGGGCGGUGUUUGCGGCGGCGUGUGUUUAUGGUUUUGCGGGGGAUGAUGAAGACGGGAAGGGGUACGGUUUCGAGCGCGAGGCGGUGGUUCCUAUCGUCAUGAUGGGGGAUGAUGCAGCACAGGGCAGUGGGAGUGGUGCCUCGGGGACGGGGUAUGGGAACCUAGGGCGUGGAGCGGCAGUACCGGAGCAGGGGAAUGGGUUCGAGAGGGGGUAUUGGGGUGAUAGGCACUGGAUGGGCGGGUGAAGUUGGCGGUGAUGGUGAACGCGCAGUUUCUGGCAGCGCUUUUGGAAUUAUAAUCUUGGCCAGCUCUCAGGGUGUCUGCUUUGGUGAGAGAGCACGGGUGGAAUAUCAAGCGUGGUCUUUUGCCUGCAUAUCCAUGGCUUGUCUACACAGAAAUGAUAUGCAUGGCCUAUCCGGCCUGCUUCCAUGAACAGUGGCAACUAAUGAAGAAAAAGCAAGGCACCCGGAGCGUCCCUCAAAAUUUCCCGACUUUUAGAUUUCACCACAUUUUGUACUUGCU
This is a messenger RNA of Chaetomium fimeti, 863 nucleotides long. RefSeq lists its product as uncharacterized. The record is from RefSeq and is a predicted model, not a curated record. The transcript has 3 exons. Bases 164 to 586 code for a protein of 140 amino acids. Lineage: Eukaryota; Fungi; Ascomycota; Sordariomycetes; Sordariales; Chaetomiaceae.